Molecule: messenger RNA, 3303 nt
Organism: Plasmodium coatneyi
Lineage: Eukaryota; Apicomplexa; Aconoidasida; Haemosporida; Plasmodiidae
Product: Mitochondrial carrier protein
Exons: 1
Coding region: 1-3303 (1100 amino acids)
Biological process (GO): iron import into the mitochondrion
Cellular component (GO): mitochondrial membrane
Molecular function (GO): ferrous iron transmembrane transporter activity
Source: RefSeq, a predicted model, not a curated record
AUGAACGAGCUAUCCGUAAAUGACGCCUUUGACGACAUCGAAAUUGAGUCUUUUGAUUUUAUUUGGGAAGAAUGGGAAGAGUACAAGGGAGAUGUGCCCCUAUGGCAACAUAUAUUCUGUGGAAGUAUAGCAGGGCUGAUGGAGCACGUUUUUAUGUACCCGCUGGACACGAUUAAAACGUAUAUACAAACGAACGAUCGUCUGAAAUGCGGGAGGAGGGCGUACGACAGGUGCAGCAUGUACAGACAAAAUGGUAACGGGAGCAAUAUCAACGACGUAGAGGCUCACAAAAGUGGUAUGUAUAUUGAUAAGAAAAAAUUUUGCACGUCUAGAGGCUGUGAUGGGUGUAUUUAUAAGAAGACAUGUACUUAUGAAAAUUUUUGUAACAUGAAGAUGAUGGCUGCGUUUAAUAAAAAAGGUGUUUUCCAUGCCAGCACACUUGGUGCUACAUCAGAUGGAUUGAGAAAGAGUAAAAAAAAUUUGAGACAAUUUCUUUCGGGCGGUAUAAAUGUAGAACAGAGGGGCGUAGUGCCCCAGGUGGUGAAUAAAAAAUUUCAAGCGCGUAGAUACCAUAGUAGAAUAAUGAAUAAAAACUUUCCUGCUGAUAGUAGAAGUGUUAAGCAGGACAAGUGUGGUAGCGGUCAGUAUAACCAGUUGGCCAAAUUAAGAAAGUAUCGAACAUGCAAUUUGUUCGAUAAACCUCCUGGGGCUGUUGGUGAUAGUCGGACGGUGGGAAGCUCCCAGAAUAUGAAAAUCCAUUCAUUAAGUAGGAGUCCUAUUAGGAUGGGAAGGAAUACCCUAAGCAGGGCUAGAAGCGGAGGAACUGUGCCAGCAAUGCAAGAAAUGAAAAACUUCCAAAGGUUUGGAAUUACUUGCGACACAUCUGCUAGUGCUACUAAGAAAGGGGAGUGUGGAGGCAGCACGAAUAAGCUCACACGUAACAAUCUUAAGGAGGGUGGUUGCCCCUCAUCAGUUAAUCGCACAGAAAUUAAUCCCUUGUCCGCAAAAAAAGUAACAGGGAGAAUUAUUUUCAAGAAAAGCAGCAACGGUGCAUCCAUGUGUGGGAGAAAAAGUCAGUACCAUAAAUAUGGUGCAAAUGGCGAAACAGUGAAAAAUUGUAAUCCUGCACGGUGGGGUUACAUGGAAAUGAAGCCACUUCUCCGCAAGGUGGGGGCAAAUCACGUAAUAAAAAGGAAUGUAGGGGGGAUGAAAAGGGUAAACAAUGUUUUACUAAAUGAUCUUUUGGGAAAAUGUACCCACGUAACCAGUAACAGAAUUAGUAACACUCAUUUGGUGCGUGUUAAGAACAGCGGUCUAUCUUUCAGGAGGAGUUUAAAAGGUGGUGCUGUUCCCAGCACGGCGAAUAAGCGAUAUGUGAUAGGUGAUUCUAACAAACUGAGCAAGAAAAGCAAUUUCUCUUUUAUUUUCUCGGAACAGAAAUGCGCAAAUAGUGGCAAUACUGAUUGUCGCAAGAUGCCACAGUUAAGUAAUUAUUUGAAGCUGUUCCAAAGGACAAGUAAGAAUGUCCAAUUUGAUCAUUGCCUUCCCAGUGAGGCAUUUAAAAAAAGUUAUAUGUUCCAAAGGUGUGAAUGGAAUUUUUUCACCCCCCUCUUGGAAAAUAUAAAAAAGGGUCUCCUCCCAACCAAGUGGUACAAUGCUACUGAAAGCACAUCAGUGUUAUCUAAUGGCAAAGCAGCGAUAAUGAGGAACGAUGGUUUCAAUUCUUACUACUCCUUGUUGCGAAACAAUAACAACAUAUUUCGUAAUAACCUAUGUUAUGUAACGAAGAGUUAUAUUUACAGAAACUUGUUUGACAGAAGUAUCCACUCUUCUUCAUGUAAAAAUAAUAUUUACAAAAAGGGGAACUCCAAUUUUAGCUACUCCAGGUUUAGCAGAAAUGGAAAAAGCUUCAAUUUUAUGAGGAGCCUAUUUCCAAAUAUGUCCAACGGUGUUAACAUAGCGAAGCAAAACUGGAGUUUGAUACGAAGCAAUAUUUCCAAUCUGUACAAGGGGGUUAAUGUGGUCGUGUUAGGAUGCAUUCCUGCGCAUGCCUUGUAUUUCUCCACAUUUGAAUAUAGUAAGAAGUACUUUUCCAGUGUGUGCUCUAAGAAUUUGCCCAUGCAGGUGCGUGCCAGUGGGGGUAGUCGCGUAGAGGGGGGGAAUCACCAUCUUGAUAGGAAGAAAACGGAGGGGGGAAACUACAAAUUGGGAGACCUAAACUAUUUUGGCAUAGCCGUGUCAGGGUUUUUAGCAACCAUUGCGCACGACUUGAUUAUCACCCCCAUAGAUACGCUAAAGCAGAGGCUGCAGUUAGGCAUAAACAAAAAUUCCAUGGAUUCGAUAAAGAUUUUAAGGGAGCAUGGGAUCAGGAGUUUAUAUUUGAGUUUGCCAAUAACCCUGCUGAUGAACAUCCCCUACCAAAUUAUCAUGAUAUGUACAAAUGAAAAAAUGAAGAAAGUUUACUUUGAGUAUUUUUGCGGCAUGAGUGGAUUGGGUAGGAAUAACAGCCAAGGCGCGUGCACCACGGGUGGGGGGACCGGUAAAAAUUGCUCUGUUACAGGAGGACAUACCAACGGCGAAGCAAAGGAAGAGAGUAAAAAUACACCUACGGGUAGUGGUGCCUACCGUCUGCAUAGUAGCGAAGCGGAAGGUUGCGAAGGAGGCGAUUCUUCGGACAAGUCACUUAGCGGCAAUAGUGACGAAUUGAUCAAGUUGUUCAUUCAGCAGGACACAGAUUCGGUGAAUUAUAUGAGUAAAAGUCGCGGGCAAAAGUACGCACCAAAUGGGGGAAAACAACCGAACGAGGAAAUUUUAUUUAAAAAUGUAAUCAACACAUUAGAAAACAGUUCAAUUAAUGACCUUUCAGAAAAAUAUGACCAUAAGAUAGGCGACUCGUUUAACUUUACGGGGGCGAAAUGCGAUAAUGUGCCAUUGAGGAAUAAUAUGUGGCUAGGAAACUACAAUAAUGAUGAUAAUUUUAGGAAGAGGAGGAACGAGUUUUUUAACAAACCGUUUAAUCAUAUUACAUCCUAUUUUGUGUGUGCAGGAAUUGGUGGCGGAGUAGCCGCCGUGGUGACAAAUCCACUAGACGUUAUUAAGACGAGAAUUCAGACGGAGUGCUUUAACGCAAAAGGUUUCAAUUUUUAUCGAGUAGUAUCGAACUUGUAUCAUAAGGAGGGUUUCCGUUCCUUUUUCAAGGGAUCCAUGGCAAGAAUGGCCCUGUGCAUUCCUGCUUCGGCCAUAUCAUGGGGGACGUACGAAACGAUGAAGCGCUUUUUCAAGGUUAACCUCAAUUCGGCGUAG